This is a messenger RNA of Cajanus cajan (pigeon pea), 3607 nucleotides long. RefSeq names its product putative sucrose-phosphate synthase 2. The record is from RefSeq and is a predicted model, not a curated record. Gene Ontology annotation, molecular function: sucrose-phosphate synthase activity; sucrose synthase activity. NCBI's taxonomy places the organism in Eukaryota, Viridiplantae, Streptophyta, Magnoliopsida, Fabales, Fabaceae. Gene Ontology annotation, biological process: sucrose metabolic process.
AUCAUGAACCACACAAGACAACGGAAGACACAAAUAUGAACAAAAGCAUGAAGAAUAUGCUGGUCUCACCGUUCCGCACCAACCAUGUGGUUCUCUUUCAUUCUUUCUCUCCCGAACAUGUCUUAAUAAAAUAUGCACAACUCUUCACGUAAAACUCAAGAAACUCUCCACGUUCUGACUAAUAUUUGAGGAGUGUUUGUGGAGAGUGUUGUGCACUGCACUAGUAUUACAUCAAAGGAAACUUUGUAGAUAUCGUUAUUGUUGUUACCGGAAUUCGCAGGAGGUCAGCUCGGCUUGCUGGACGGUACAGCUAUGGCUGGCAAUGAAUGGAUUAAUGGGUACCUUGAGGCUAUACUAUCCACUGGGGCUGGCACCGUUGAUGAGCGAAAAACGGUGACUCCAAAAGAAAGUGGACAUUUUAGUCCCACCAAGUACUUUGUGGAAGAAGUGGUGACCAGUGUUGACGAGUCUGAUCUUCACCGGACUUGGAUCAAGGUGGUUGCCACUCGUAACACCAGGGAACGUAGCUCAAGGUUGGAGAACAUGUGCUGGCGCAUUUGGCACCUUGCCCGCAAGAAGAAACAGUUGGAAGGGGAGGAACUGCAGAGACUAGCAAACCGGAGAUGGGAGAGGGAACAAGGACGCAGGGACGCAACAGAAGACAUGUCUGAAGAUUUGUCAGAAGGGGAAAAGGGGGAUGGCAUUGGAGAGAUGCCAAUUGAGACGCCAAAGAAAAAUCUCCAUAAGCAGAUUUCCAACUUGGAAGUUUGGUCUGAUGAUAAAAAGGAAAAGAGGCUUUACAUUGUCCUCUUAAGUUUGCAUGGUUUAGUUCGAGGAGAAAACAUGGAGCUUGGUCGAGAUUCUGAUACUGGUGGACAGAUUAAAUAUGUGGUAGAACUUGCUCGUGCACUAGCAAAAAUGCCGGGAGUGUAUAGAGUGGAUCUCUUCACACGCCAAAUCUCAUCUCCCGAAAUUGAUUGGAGCUACGGAGAGCCUACAGAAAUGUUAACAGCAGGCACAGAUGAUGAUGAUAAUAACAUUGGAGAGAGCAGUGGUGCAUAUAUCAUAAGAAUACCCUUUGGUCCGCGAGAUAAAUAUCUACAGAAAGAACUUCUUUGGCCCCAUAUUCAAGAGUUUGUGGAUGGAGCUCUAGCUCACAUUCUCAACAUGUCAAAAGUAUUGGGUGAACAAGUUGGUGGGGGACAACCUGUGUGGCCACACGUGAUUCAUGGACACUAUGCAGAUGCUGGAGAUAGUGCUGCUCUUCUUUCAGGUGCCUUGAAUGUGCCAAUGGUGCUCACGGGUCAUUCACUUGGACGGAACAAGCUAGAACAGCUUCUUAAGCAAGGGCGUCAAUCAAAGGAGGAUAUUAAUUCAACAUAUAAGAUAAUGAGGAGAAUAGAAGCAGAAGAACUUUCCCUUGAUGCUGCUGAACUUGUUAUCACUAGUACAAAACAAGAAAUUGAGGAGCAAUGGGGUCUUUAUGAUGGGUUUGAUGUCAAGCUUGAGAAAGUUUUGCGUGCUCGUGUCAGACGUGGUGUCAAUUGUCAUGGUCGAUACAUGCCUAGGAUGGCGGUUAUCCCGCCUGGAAUGGACUUUAGCAAUGUUGUGAUACAAGAAGAUGGCCCUGAAGUUGAUGGCGAGCUCACACAGCUUACUAGUGGUGCUGAUGGGUCUUCACCGAAGGCUCUACCUUCAAUCUGGUUAGAAGUGAUGCGUUUCUUCACAAAUCCUCAUAAACCUAUGAUCUUAGCCUUGUCAAGGCCAGAUCCAAAAAAGAACAUAACCACUCUGCUUAAAGCUUUUGGAGAAUGCCGUCCCUUAAGAGAAUUAGCUAAUCUUACGCUUAUAAUGGGAAACAGGGAUGACAUAGAUGAAAUGUCCUCUGGGAAUGCUAGUGUGCUCACAACAGUGUUGAAAUUGAUUGAUAAGUAUGACCUUUACGGGCAAGUGGCAUACCCAAAACAUCACAAGCAAUAUGAUGUUCCGGAGAUAUAUAGAUUUGCUGCAAAAACAAAGGGUGUUUUCAUAAAUCCGGCUUUGGUGGAACCCUUUGGUCUUACUUUAAUUGAGGCAGCUGCUCAUGGACUUCCAAUGGUGGCCACUAAAAAUGGGGGGCCUGUGGACAUUCAUCGGGCCCUGAACAACGGUUUACUUGUGGACCCUCAUGAUGAAAAAGCAAUUGCUGAUGCAUUGGUGAAGUUGCUGUCAGAGAAAAACCUGUGGCAUGAGUGCAGGAAAAAUGGUUGGAAGAACAUACACCUUUUCUCAUGGCCUGAACACUGCCGCACUUACUUGACCCGGGUGGCUGCAUGCCGGAUGAGGCAUCCACAAUGGCAAACCAACACUCCAGAGGAUGAUAAAGCUGUUGAAGAAGAAGAGUCACUUAAUGAUUCUCUCAAGGAUGAACAUGACAUGUCCCUAAGGCUCUCAAUUGAUGGUGACUUGGCUGCAGCAAGUGGCGGUCUAGAUGUGCAAGACCAAGUGAAACGCAUUCUAAGCAAGAUAAGGAAGCCAGAUUCUGGUUCAAAUGGUAAUGGCGGUGGUGGAAAUAUCAACAUGGUUCUUGACAAUGCAACUAGCACCAGCACUAGCAGUAGCAAAUAUCCUCUAUUGAGGAGAAGGCGUAGGUUGAUUGUUAUAACACUUGAUUUGUAUGACAAAAAUGGAGCUCCAGAGAAUAAGAUGAUUGAGAUAAUGCAAAAGAUAGUUAAAGCUGUUCAGUUAGACCCUCAAACUGCUAGAGUUACAGGGUUUGCUUUAUCAACUGCUAUGCCAGUGGUGGAAACAAUAGAGUUCCUUACAUCAGGCAAUGUUCCAGUAAAUGAGUUUGAUGCUUUAAUUUGCAGUAGUGGGAGUCAAGUUUACUACCCUGCAGGACCUGGUAUCAAUACAGACGAAGGAAAGCUCUUGCCUGAUCCAGAUUAUGAGGUGCAUAUUGACUAUCGUUGGGGGUGUGAAGGUCUUAAGAAAACCAUUUGGAAACUUAUGAAUGGUGAAGAAAAUGCUGAAAAACCUUCCUACCCCAUUGAGGAAGAUCCGAAAUCCAGCAAUUCUCAUUGCAUCUCUUACAAAAUAAAGGAUCAUACCAAGGCAAAAAAGGUUGAUGAAUUGAGGCAGAAGCUUAGGAUGCGAGGUCUACGUUGUCAUGCUAUGUACUGCAGGGGAUCAUCUAGAAUGCAUGUUAUUCCACUUCUUGCAUCUAGAGCCCAGGCACUAAGGUAUCUGUUCGUACGUUGGAGAUUGAAUGUUGCAAACAUGUAUGUGAUCCUUGGAGAAACCGGGGACACUGAUUAUGAAGAAAUGAUUUCUGGAACUCACAAGACCAUAAUCAUGAAGGGAGUGGUGUCUAAGGGUUCUGAAGAGUUACUCAGAGGUCCAGGAAGCUACCAAAGAGAUGAUAUUGUCCCUAAUGAGAGUCCUCUUGUUGCAUACAUCAAUGAAAUAACACCCGAAAACAUAGCUAAUGUUUUGAAGCAACUUUCCAAAUCUGGAUAAUCUGAAAGGCUACAGUAUAUUAUCUACAUUUUCUAAUUUGCUUUCCUUCAAAAAGACUAAACGAUUAAUAAAUUUAUGAGAAAUGUUAAUUACACCUUUUAUAAUGUUA